AUGGAGCAAUAUUCUGAUUCUAGUGAUUCCGGUUCUAAUGAUUCGGUUAAAUUAAUUUUGGUUACUGGAGGUGUAAUGAGAAUAAUAUCUUCUAGCCUUGGUGUUCUUCUUCAAGCUAAAGGUUAUCGUGUUUCGGCCAUUAAAAUAGAUCCAUACAUUAAUGUUGAUGCUGGAACAUUUUCACCAUUUGAACACGGCGAAGUUUUUGUUCUUGAUGAUGGUGGCGAAGUUGAUUUAGAUCUGGGAAAUUAUGAAAGAUUUUUGAAACUUCGUUUAAGUCGGGACAAUAAUAUUACUACCGGCAAAAUUUAUCAACAAGUUAUUGAAAGAGAAAGGCGUGGAGAUUACCUUGGAAGGACUGUUAAAACAGUACCACACAUUACUGAAGCAAUAAUUGAAUGGGUUGAACGCGUAUCGAAAAUUCCUUUGGAUGGUACUAAUAAAAUUCCACAUGUUUGUAUUAUUGAGUUAGGCGGCACUGUGGGAGAUAUAGAAGGAAUGCCUUAUACAAAUGCAUUUAGCCAAGCUUUUAGAAGAAAAACUGAGAGAAAUCGUUUUAUGACUGUUCAUGUAACGAAACUUUUGCAUGAGGAUACCGGCGAAGUGAAGACUAAACCUGCUCAAAAUGGCCUUAAAAGUUUAAGGGAAACAGGUCUUAUACCUGACUUACUUAUUUGUCGUUCAAAAAAGCCACUAAACGAUGCGUUACGAGCAAAAAUAUCAGCAUUUUCACAGUUAGAAUCUGACGAAAUUAUCGAUGUUUUUGAUUGUUCAAAUAUUUACCAAGUCCCAAUAUUGCUUUAUAAACAAAGAGUACUCAAUCGACUAUGUGAACAUUUUCAACUUCCAGAAUUGUUGUCUGAAAUCAAAACAGAAUUAAAUAUUUCUAGAUGGCGUCAAUUAAGUGAAUAUGUUGAAAAACCAAGAGAAGAAAUAAAAAUAGCUUUUGUAGCUAAAUAUAUAAAUUCUGAUAGUGAUGAUGUUUUUUAUGAUGCUUAUGCUUCUGUUAUUAAAGCAUUAAAACAUGCAGCAAUUUAUUCUUGUAGAAAACUUAAAAUUAAUUUUAUAAAUGCAGAGAAUCUUGAACCAAUUAAAAAUGGGGCAAUUAAAGAUAACGAAAAGGCUUGGAAUUUGCUAAAAAAUUGCGAUGGUAUUAUCGUUCCUGGUGGAUUUGGCGAUCGAGGAGUUGAGGGUAAAAUAUUAGCUUGCAAAUAUGCCAGAGAAAAUUGUGUUCCAUUUCUUGGAAUUUGUCUUGGUCUUCAAUGUGCUGCUAUUGAAUUUGCAAGAAAUGUUUGUAAAAUUCCUGGUGCAAACUCAACAGAAUUUUGUCGUGAAUUAACAACAGAACAAAAAGUUGUUAUUAACAUGCCUGAACAUGCUGGUGAAAAAUAUGGAAUGGGUGCUACAAUGAGAUUGGGAAGUCGAACAACUGUGUUUUUAACUAAAAAUUCACUCCUAAAUAAACUAUACAAUAAUGAACCUUCUGUUGAUGAAAGACAUCGCCAUAGAUACGAGAUUAAUCCUUCAAUUGUUCCAAAGUUAUGUCGUGCAGGCCUUGUUUUUGUAGGAAUGGGUGUGGAUGAAACUUGGGAUUCUAAAAGAAAUGUUCGUACAAAAUCAGCCUCUUCUUUACUUAAUGCAGCAGGAGAUAAUUUGGCUGAAGAUUUUAAUCAAUUAAUUGAUAAAAUUGAUGAAUUAUGUAAAAGAGGUGGUGAUGGUACUAAUUCAACUGCUAUUAGAAUGGAAAUGGCAGAAAUAUCAAGAGAAGAUCAUCCAUUUUUUGUUGGUGUACAAUAUCAUCCAGAAUUUCUUUCUUCUCCACAUAAGCCAAGUCCUCCAUUUUUGGGCUUUCUAUUGGCAGCUAGUAAACAAUUGGAUGAUUAUAUUAAAAAAAUACGAACACCAAGUCCACUUGAAAGGCUUGGAUUUUUUUGUUAUGAUGAUGGUGAUGCCAAAGAUAAUUGAAAAAAUUUCAGGUAUUUCUCUUAAUUGUUGUUAUAUUGUUAUUUUUACA
Messenger RNA from Meloidogyne enterolobii, 2014 nucleotides. Lineage: Eukaryota; Metazoa; Nematoda; Chromadorea; Rhabditida; Meloidogynidae. The record is from the annotation of a GenBank genome assembly.